Messenger RNA from Olea europaea var. sylvestris, 1917 nucleotides. RefSeq names its product salicylic acid-binding protein 2-like. Gene Ontology annotation, molecular function: methyl jasmonate esterase activity; methyl indole-3-acetate esterase activity; methyl salicylate esterase activity. Gene Ontology annotation, biological process: jasmonic acid metabolic process; salicylic acid metabolic process. Lineage: Eukaryota; Viridiplantae; Streptophyta; Magnoliopsida; Lamiales; Oleaceae. The coding region runs from base 231 to 1013 and encodes 260 amino acids. The transcript is spliced from 5 exons. The record is from RefSeq and is a predicted model, not a curated record.
CUUUAUCUUUCACACAGCAUUUUCUUUUUCUUGACCAGAAAGCAAAAGGUCUUGCUUCAGACUCCACGCUCUCUAACCCUCCCUAUAUUUUUUUUUUAAUUCAACCGAACAAGGAAAAAAGUAAUCUUGUUGAAAGAAAAUAUUUGUCUAUCAAAGCGAUAACCUCUUACCAGAUUGCUAAAACAGAUCUCUUAAAUUAAAGGCGACAAUAGAGAACCAAGAGCAAGACAAUGGAGAAUAGUGAGCAACAGAAGCAUUUUGUGCUGGUUCAUGGAGCAUGCCACGGUGCAUGGUGUUGGUACAAAGUGGUCACUCUUCUAAGGUCCAAAGGCCACCGAGUCACAGCCCUUGACAUGGCAGCUGCAGGUGUUCAUCCUAAGCGUUUGGAAGAGCUCGCCUCCUUCUCUGACUACUGCAACCCAUUGCUGGAAUUUAUGGCAGCUUUGAUGCUGGACGACAGGGUUAUUCUGGUUAGCCAUAGCCUUGGUGGAUUUUGCAUAUCCCUUGCCAUGGAAAGGUACCCUCAGAAAAUUGAAGUUGCUGUUUUCAUCUCAUCCUUCGUGCCUAGUCCUGAUACUGACAUGCUUGCCAUUCGUCAAGAGUACCACAAACAGCUGGAUUACAUGGACAGCCAAUUAACAUUCGCAAAUGAAGCGGACGAACUUCCUAUGUCCCUCCUCUUUGGUCCCAAGUUUUUAUCUAGUCAGUUUUAUCAGUUGUCCCCUCCCGAGGAUUUGGCUCUCGCAAACUUGUUGAUGAGACCAGCAAUUUUCUACCAUAGACCGGAAUUUCAGAAAGAAAUGGCUAUUUCAAAAGAAAACUAUGGUUCGGUUCCGCGUGUUUAUUUGAUUUGUGAAAAUGAAAAUAGAAUAAAGCAGGGAUUCCAGAAGCGGGUGAUUGAAAAUAUUCCAUGUGAUGAGGUGAAAAUGAUUUCUGGUGCAGAUCACAUGGUUAUGUUUUCUAAACCCCGAGAACUGUGUUCCUUCCUGCAAGAGAUAGCAGAAAAAUACUGAUUACUGUACCACUAUCUUUCAUUUUUCAAAAAUGCUGGACGUACAGAGUAGAAGCUACAGACUCCUUACAGAAUUUUGGAAGGAAAUGACGUGGCCACUAAAAAGGAAGGAAAAGGGCGGGAAAACAAAAAAAGGAAAAAAGAAAACGAGGGGGAAGAUGCCAGAAACAGAGCCUUCCUUUUCUUUUCAUUUAGAGGAAAAGAAGCUGCGUCCCUCUGGAAAUCUUACCGGUCGGAGGUGGAGGCGCCGGUUGGCACCGACCGUCGGCUAGACUGUGAAGGGACGUGAAAGAGGCCUUCUCCGUUGUGCAACCAGAAAUAGAGCUUUCCUUUUCUUUUCAUUUAGAGGAAAAGAAGCUGCGUCCCUUUACUGGAAAUCUUACCGGUCGGAGGUGGAGGCGCCGGUUGGCACCGAUCAUCGGCUAGACUGUGAAGGGACGUGAAAGAGGCCUUCUCCGUUGUGCAAUUUUCUCUUCGUUUAACUCGCCUGGUUACUUCCAGCUUCCAGCUUCUCUCCAAACUUCCAGCAAUUUUCUCAGGUUCUCUCCAAACUUCCAGCUUCAGGUACUUCAUUCUUCUUGUGAGGCCUUCCUUCCACGUGUGCAAUUUUCGGCCCCUUUAACUCGUCGGGUUACUUCACCGGAAAGAGGACAGUAGGACCUCGACUUCAUUAUUCUUGUACAGUUUCAUUUUUUAUCUGAAGUAAUUAGAAUUAAGAGUUGCUUCUUCGAAUAUUAAGUAAAGAAAAACUGAAUACUAUUUGGUUUAGAAAUUCUGGAGGGGUGUAAUGGCCCUAGAGCAUUUUGUUAUUGUUUGCCAGAUUUAUAAGAAAUUUGCUUCUAUUCAAAAUACAUUACCUUGUACUUCUAUAUGAUCUAUAACUUGGUUAUUUUAAAAGCCAUAUA